This is a messenger RNA of Osmerus eperlanus (European smelt), 5265 nucleotides long. Its product is annotated as metabotropic glutamate receptor 4-like. Gene Ontology annotation, cellular component: plasma membrane. The record is from RefSeq and is a predicted model, not a curated record. Gene Ontology annotation, biological process: regulation of synaptic transmission, glutamatergic; G protein-coupled glutamate receptor signaling pathway. NCBI's taxonomy places the organism in Eukaryota, Metazoa, Chordata, Actinopteri, Osmeriformes, Osmeridae. The coding region runs from base 853 to 3603 and encodes 916 amino acids. The transcript is spliced from 11 exons. Gene Ontology annotation, molecular function: adenylate cyclase inhibiting G protein-coupled glutamate receptor activity.
UUCUUCAGUCCAAAAAGUAAGCUGCGAGAACUGCGCCUGAAAUUCCUUUCAGCACCACUGCUCAAUGGACAGCAUUUCAGUAAGCAGAGUCAAUGGGCAGUUUUUCUGUGGAGAGCAUACGGGAUUUGUGGCUUUUGUUUUGUGUUCCUAACACAUGUGACAAUUGGAUCAGCGAAAAUCAAAACGAGCAUCGUUUGGAAACAUUAAUCUGCAAUCCUUUGCUACCGAUUUGUCCACCACUAGGCUGAACAUCUGCGUUUGAUCCGCACACCUGUUUUGGACUCGAGUUUCAAACCACGGCAGUGUCCUGGGAAGAGCGUUGAGUGUGUAGCCUACUACUAAGAUUGAAACAAAGACUUCAAUAAAAUAGAUUACAUUUAGACCAAAUGACUUCAGAUUCACUCUGAAGAAAAGGUUUGUUUCGUCGUUUAAAGGAUUGUUGAGGAGCCAACGGAUGCCAUGCAAGGCUGCUCGGGCUGACUCGGUCAUUUCUGCCUGCUCCAGGGGUUGAGAGAAGCUACACACAGUCCUCACGGCUGGGAGGGGGAGGAGAGGAUUAUUUCCCACCUUUGUUCUUCCUAAUGCCUCCUGAGAUGGCUCUCCACAGACCUUUGUCUGCCUCACACAACACUGUUUAGUAGCUGCACACCGUCUCCUCUCAACAACAACCAAGAAGAACAGAUAGACAUAGAGGGAAAACUAAUUAGUAUUACUGAAGUCAGAGCUGAGACAGAAGAGACUUCUGAGGACUUCUGUGCUCUAAAGACCAUUGUGGUUAACCUUGAGAACAUUUUUUUUUUUUUUGGUUUUCAAAGGCAUCAACUUACUUGAAUGUGAGUUCAGCCUUCCACUAUGACUCAAGGAAGUUGUGGGAAUACAUGGGCUGGUUCUCACAGAAGAGGGCCCUAUUGGCGGCUGUUUCUGGUGUGCUGGAUCAUGGUGGCCUCAGCUGCCAAGCCCAAAAUACCAGGGCACACACACCUCAACUCCAUCCGCAUAGAUGGAGACAUUUCUCUGGGUGGUCUGUUCCCAGUGCAUGCCAGGGGCAACGAUGGCAAGGCCUGUGGGGAGCUGAAGAAGGAGAAAGGCAUCCACAGACUGGAGGCCAUGCUCUUUGCCUUGGAUCGCAUUAACAAUGACCACGAGCUGCUACCCAACAUCACCCUGGGAGCCCGAAUCCUGGACACCUGCUCCAGAGACACCCAUGCCCUGGAGCAGUCGCUCACCUUCGUCCAGGCUCUCAUUGAGAAGGACGGGACAGACAUCAAGUGUCUGAGUGGAGGACCACCCAUCAUCACCAAGCCUGAGAGGGUGGUGGGUGUUAUUGGGGCAUCUGCCAGCUCGGUGUCCAUCAUGGUGGCCAACAUCCUGCGCCUCUUCAGGAUCCCUCAGGUGAGCUAUGCCUCCACUGCUCCCGAGCUGAGUGAUAACACACGCUACGACUUCUUCUCCAGAGUGGUGCCCCCAGACACCUACCAGGCCCAGGCCAUGGUGGACAUUGUCAAAGCCAUGCACUGGAACUACGUCUCCACCGUGGCAUCCGAGGGCAACUAUGGAGAGAGUGGUGUUGAUGCAUUCAUUCAGAAGUGUCGCGAAGACGGAGAUCUAUGUAUUGCUCAGUCCAUGAAGAUACCACGGGAACCUAAGCCAGGAGAAUUUGACAAGAUUGUUCGCAGAUUGAGAGAGAACCCAAAUGCCAGGGUUGUUAUUCUCUUUGCCAAUGAGGAUGACAUCAGACGGCUUCUUCAGGCAGCUAAGAAGGCCAACCAGACAGGCCACUUUCUGUGGGUGGGUUCAGACAGCUGGGGUUCCAAGAUCUCACCAAUCCUGAACCAGGAAGAGAUGGCUGAGGGGGCUGUCACAAUCCUCCCCAAACGACAGUCCAUACGAGGAUUUGAUCGCUACUUCAUCAGCCGAACUUUGGACAACAACAGGAGGAAUAUCUGGUUUGCAGAAUUUUGGGAGAACAACUUUCAGUGCAAACUCAGCCGUCAUGCUUUGAAGAAAGGUUCUGGUAUUAAGAAAUGCACAAACCACGAGCGAAUUGGAAAAGAUUCAUCCUACGAGCAGGAGGGGAAAGUUCAGUUUGUCGUAGAUGCAGUCUACGCUAUGGCUCAUGCUCUACACAACAUGCACAAAGAGCUCUGUCCUGGUAAAGUCGGCCUUUGCUCCAAGAUGGACACCAUCAAUGGAACUACACUGCUCAAAUUCAUCCGCAAAGUCAACUUCAUAGGUAUUGCUGGCACUCCUGUGGUCUUCAACGAAAACGGGGAUGCCCCUGGCCGCUAUGAGAUCUACCAGUACCAAAUUAACAAUGAUACCAGAGAGUACAGGAUUAUAGGCAAUUGGACUGACCAGCUCCAUUUAGAUACAAAUGAGAUGCGGUGGCCUGGUGGAACUCCCCAGGUUCCAUCCUCCAUUUGCAGCCAACCUUGUCGUCCAGGGGAGAGGAAGAAGACAGUGAAGGGCAUCCCGUGCUGCUGGCACUGUGAACGCUGUGAUGGCUACCAAUACCAAGCCGACACCUAUACAUGCAAGAUGUGUCGCUUUGAUCUGAGGCCCAAUGAGAACCAUACCGCUUGCCAGCCCAUUCCCAUUGUCAAGCUAGAGUGGAAUUCUCCCUGGGCAGUCAUUCCUGUCCUCAUUGCCAUUCUGGGCAUCAUGGCUACUUUGUUUGUGGUGGUGACAUUCAUCCGAUAUAACGACACGCCCAUUGUGAAGGCGUCAGGCCGUGAACUAAGCUAUGUGCUGCUGACAGGUAUCUUCCUGUGCUAUGCUACUACAUUCCUCAUGAUCUCUGCUCCUGACGUGGGCAUCUGCUCCCUCAGGCGUAUCUUCCUGGGCCUGGGCAUGAGCAUCAGCUACGCAGCACUGCUCACCAAGACCAACCGCAUCUACCGCAUCUUUGAGCAGGGCAAGAUGUCUGUCAGUGCCCCCAGGUUCAUCUCCCCAGCUUCCCAGCUGGUCAUCACCUUCAGCUUAAUCUCAGUGCAGCUGCUAGGGGUGUGCAUCUGGUUCGGUAUGGACCCAUCCCAGGCCAUCAUUGACUAUGAGGACCAGCGCGCAGCCAACCCAGAUAUGGCCCACGGUGUGCUCAAGUGUGACAUCUCAGACUUGUCCCUGAUCUGCCUUCUUGGCUACAGCAUGCUGCUCAUGGUCACCUGUACAGUCUACGCUAUUAAGACCAGAGGAGUGCCGGAGACCUUCAACGAGGCCAAGCCCAUCGGCUUCACCAUGUACACCACCUGCAUUGUUUGGCUGGCCUUCAUCCCCAUCUUCUUUGGGACGUCACAGUCGACAGAGAAGAUGUACAUCCAGACCACCACGCUGACCAUCUCUGUGAGUCUGAGUGCCUCUGUGUCGCUGGGGAUGCUCUACAUGCCCAAGGUCUACGUGGUCCUUUUUCACCCUGAACAGAACGUGCCCAAGCGCAAACGCAGCCUCAAGGCAGUGGUCACCGCAGCAACCAUGUCUAACAAGUUCAACCCCAAGGGCGGCCUCAGGCCCAACGGAGAGGCCAAGUCUGAACUAUGUGAAAGCCUAGAGACACAAGCUUUGGCUUCCAAGCAGACGUACAUCAGUUACAGUAACCACGCCACCUAAAAAAGAAUACAGUUCCGUUUCAAGCUGAACAAGGACCUGCCUGUGGAAUGAACCCCAGAACUGGAACACACAUGAAAAAGGAAAAAAGAAAAUGUGAAAAAGAAUAAUCACUACAAAUACAGAAUGGAUGUCAACUUCAUGAGGACCAGUCAAGGUUUAAAUACCACACACAACUAGAAGGGCAGUUUCGUUUGGGGAUGGGGAGGUGGAGGGUGUCAGGGAGAUGUGACAGUGAAGUUUCCUCCUCCCUAUCCCCUCCCUCCUUGAAAACACCAGAGAUGACAAGCAGUAACAUUUCCAAAUUAAGACUGGGAGAGUGACGGAGAAACAGUUUUCCUUCUGGAGUGUCUUUUGUUAUGUUCUCUCUCACGCCCACUUGAACCUUUUCUGUAAUAGUGACUUAAUAUAUUUUUCCUCAGUCUACAAUUAUUUGAAGUCUGGUGAUAACAAAAGGCUGGUAAAAUGUAGCCAUUUUGCUUUAAACAUUGCAAAACUAACUGGAAAUGUUAUUUUUUUAUUAUUCUAUUGUUACUGUGUGGGAUGUUUGUUGAAUUUAAAGUAAACCUUGUAUUGUCAUUCAGUUUACAAAACAAAGAUGCUGUCAGUUUGGUCAUGUUGACACUGGUUUAUGCAACACUAUGACCUUUGGUAUGCCUUAUCAUUCAAUGCUACAGCAUGGAUUAAAUACUGUACAUUAUUUCUACAGUCGACUUCAGGAGGUAUGGGAAAUCCAAGCAAACAGUUGGUACUACCUGUACUCAAGUAGUCUGUAAUAAUGACAAUCCCAUCCAAUGUUAUCUAAGCAGUCCUUGUGUCCACUGUCCAGUCCUUGAGCAUGCCCACAGGAGCAUCAUGUGUACUGUGCUGUGUUGUCAACGUCUAUGGAAUGCGACAUCUGUGAGGAUCAUAGUUUAAAUAAAUGGUUUCAGUGACAUAAUUUUGGGGUACCAGUGAGUGAACAAAGGGUUUGAAUACCCCAUACCUUGAAACAGUAUGUGCUCAUCGGACCUAGCAUCAGUAAAUGUCAGCCAAGCCAGACUUGUCCCUGGCUGCAACAUUGUUGAUCAUGAUGAUAAACAUAUAUUUUUCUGUUGAAUUGACUAUGGUUCCAUUAGCGGUGAUGUGGGUUGGUUCAUUCUGGAGGCUUCUUCAGUUCAGUGUGUUUCUCCUCUCUUCACAACCAUUCAUAUUGUGCUUCUUUAAAAGAUCAUUGUAUAAGAUCCAGAAGGAAAACUAUGGAAGAAGAAGAUUAUAAACACCAUUUGUACCAGAAGACAAAGCCUGUGGUUGGAUUCAUGUCUCUCAGCUCUCAGCAUCAAUAAACAUUUCAGAUGUUGCAGAAAAAUUAAAUAGUGUUUUUUUUUCUUUAAUUGAUAAAGUAUUGUGGGAUUGUUUGUGUUUGUGAAUAUGAUGAUUUUAUGCUUUCUGCCUUUCCCCUCAUAAUUCCCCCCCCCCCCCCCCAACACUUUGUCUGUGUUGCAAAAUAGAGUAUGUAAGUGCUGACCGAAAUUAAAUGGCAAGUUAAUGUACGUUAUUAAAAAGUGAUUGAUCAUGCUUUAUGUAAUGACCUAUUAAAAAAGAAAGCUACAAAAUUACAGUGCCUGGAUAUUUAUGAAUUACAUAUAGAAAACCGGAAAAUGUGUAGAGCAUGUUCAUUUUUAU